CUGUGAGAGCCCCGCUCCUCCAGCGGUACUGUACUGUGUAUGGCCUACUGCAGCUACAGCUACAACUCGUGGAAGCAAGAAUGACACCGGCGCCCCCCAUCAUCAAGACAACCUGAUCGUAAGGGCGGAUCUGAUUCAUUUUCUAUCUUUAAAAAUACCAUAAUGAUGGCGAUUAUCAUGGCACCUUUACGGACACGAUUGAUCGUAGCUGUUUUUUCAUUCACUGCACUAUGGGGAUUUGCGCUUUCCAUCACUCGUUACUCUAUUCCGGAGGAGAUGGAAGAGGGCUCCUUUGUUGCCAAUCUGGCCACAGAUUUGGGUCUGGAUGUUCGCAGUUUGGUGCAGCGCAGAGCAAAGCUCGAUGUCAUUCACAGCAAAAACUACCUUGACAUCAACAAAGAGACAGGGGAGCUGAUAAUCCGCGAGAAGAUAGACAGGGAGAGCAUAUGCAUGACUAAAACAACCUCGUGUUUUCUGAAAAUGGAUGUCAUUCUUGAAAACCCCAUUCGCAUUUUUAAUAUCGAGCUAGAAAUCAUGGACAUAAAUGACAACGCUCCUGUGUUUCGCAGAAAGACAAUGCCCUUGGACAUUUCGGAGGCAACCCCUCCCGGUGAGAGAUUUUCAUUGACAAACGCCGUGGAUGCGGAUGUGGGGGCGAAUUCAAUCAAGACCUACUAUCUCAGUGAGAGCAAAUACUUUAUCAUCGAUAUACAGACUGGCAGCGAUGGUUCCAAAUAUGUCGAUUUAGUCCUCAAUGGUAAUUUGGACCGAGAGGAGCAUGCAGUUCAUAAUUUGAUUUUAACCGCUGUGGAUGGAGGGGUGCCUCCUCGCUCCGGCACAGCCAGCAUCAUUAUUAACGUUCUGGAUAUCAAUGACAACGCCCCCCUGUUCAGUCAGCCGGUGUUUGCAGUCAACGUUUCAGAGAACUCGGCUGCAGGGACAGUGGUCAUGACCUUAAACGCAUCAGACUUGGAUGAAGGCACAAACGCCCAGUUAAUAUACUCAUAUACUCUGUACACCUCAGAGAAGACACAAGAGCUCUUCUCACUUGAUCCAAACUCAGGCGAGAUCAAGGUAAAAGGGGUAAUCGAUUACGAAGAGAGUCAGAGUUUUGAAAUGCACAUACAGGCUCAGGACAGAGGGGCGAACCCACUGUCAGGACACUGCAAAGUGACGGUGUUCGUCACAGAUCUGAACGACAACUACCCUGAGGUGACCGUCAAGUCUCUGAAAAGUUUAGUGACUGAGAAUGUCUCUGUAGGGACACUGAUCGCAGUGGUCAGCGUCAGCGACAGGGACUCUGGAGUCAAUGGGGAAGUGGAGCUCACCUUGAAUCAGCAACAAACCUUACCAUUCAUGCUCAACAGAUCCUCAGAGGGUUACUUUGAGCUGCUGGUUUCAAAGCCACUAGACAGAGAGAUAAUAAGCAAAUAUGACAUCACGCUAAGGGUGACAGACAAAGGCUCGCCACCCUUAACUGAAAACGAGACCAUCACUUUAGAGAUUCUGGAUAUCAAUGACAAUGCACCCACAUUCCCUCAGUCCUUCUACACAAUCCAUGUUGUGGAGAAUAAUGUACCAGGGGCGUUAUUGACAUCUCUGAGUGCGUUUGACCCAGAUCUCAAUGAGAACCAGUACUUGGUUUAUUUCAUAAUGGAGAAGGAGAUUGUUAACACGUCUAUGUCAAUGCUGUUCUCCAUCAACCCUGAGAACGGCGAUCUUUAUGCCCUGAAGACCUUUGACUAUGAGAGAGAGAGGGAUUUCCUUUUUCACAUCGAGGCUAGAGACUCUGGUGUCCCCCCACUGAGCAGCAAUGUGACAGUUCACAUCAUCAUUCUGGACCAAAAUGACAACACUCCUCUCAUAGUGUCACCUUGGCGGGCGCAGGGCUCUGUUGUAGAGGAGGUGAUACCGAGGUCCACAGAUAAGGGGCACUUGGUCGCCAAAGUGAUUGCCAUUGAUGCAGAUUCUGAGCAGAACUCCAGGGUCACAUACCAACUCCUCCAGAUCAGUGACGCAUCCCUCUUCAGCCUGGAUCAGUAUAAUGGAGAGAUCCGGACAACAAGAAUGUUCAGUUACAGAGACCCAAGACAACAAAGGCUCGUGAUUGUUGCCAAAGACAAUGGUGAACCUGCUCUGUCAGCCACUGUCACCAUCAAAAUAUCAACAGUAGAGCAUGUCAUGCCCUUUUUAGAGACUACAGAGGUGCCACUAGACUAUGACGUCUUCACAGACCUAAACUUGUACUUAGUAAUUGGUUUAGGAGCUGUGUCAUUUCUGCUACUGAUAACCAUCUUGGUUAUUAUCGUGCUGAAGUGUCAAAAACCAAAGCCAAAGGCCAUCAAGAUCCCCCCAGCCAACAGGAACAGCGUAGUCAGCAGGAACAGCGUGAUCAGCCAGAGAAGCUCCACCAUUGCAGAUUCCACCCUGAUCUCCAGCGAUGCCUACUGGUACAGUUUGUUCCUCGCAGAGACAAGGAAAGGCAAAGUGGUGGUGAGACAGCCCAUAAUCCCUAAAGGAGCUGGGUAUUUUGUGUCCAGUAUACCCAGAAGCACAGGGAUAAGUGAGACCUCAGACUCCAGAGCAUCAACACUGGAGUACUCAAAAUGAAAGGAAGUCCAUUCUACAACUGGAGCAGGAACCCAGAAGAGAACUGCCAUGAUAUAAUCAUCUCUUCGUGGGAGUCUCUGCCUGAAAUUCUUCCCUGUGACUCACAAAGAAGAUGUAAAACAACUGUCCUCCCUCAGUCGCUCUGCUCCAACUCUUCUCUCUCUCUAGCUCCUCCAAUCCCCCCAUAACAAACAUCAAACCACUAAUCACCUCAGCUUUCUACCUUUUUUCUCUUUUAAGCAUGAAUCUGCAUGAUUCUACAACAUGUUCAAAAAUACUUGGACGUAGAAUUGAAAUCAUUUAUGGCAGAAUAUCUUGGACAUUGCUAGAGUGGCCUCAUAUAGUAAAUCAUCCCCUCCUCCUUAAUGCUUUGAAGCUCCUCAGUGGACAAAUUUGCCUUCUCUCCAGGGUUUACGCUGUGUGCUGUCGUUCUAGAAACCAUCAGUAGAUCACCAUAUACUAAGUUGCCAUCAUGCAACAUUUCUCAAGCAAACAUUCAAAACACGUCUAAUUAUAAAUACACACAUGAAUCAGGGUGAAUAUAUUCUUCCAUAAAUAAUGAACUGUAGCUGGUUAUGUCAUUGAUUCUGGCUUUGCACUAGGUGUUUUUCUUUUUUUUUCUUCUUUUAAAAUAGAACAUUUCUACUGUCAACUAGUAACUCUCAAAUGAAAAUGACUGAAUUUUUGAUUUUUUUUUACAAUGUUUGUUGUACUCAACAGUGAUGAAUGUGUGAAAAUGACAAAAAGAGAAUGAAAGAAAAGAAAAAUGGAAAAUGAAAAAAAACAAGCAAAUAUACAAACAUAGGAGACACCAUUUCUCUCUUUAUUCGAUUGUAGAUACUGUGUAGGUUUUUGACACCUUCAUCACAACAUCAGGUGUGCAGUUUAUACUUUAUACACAUCUGUGCUGUCGUAAAGUAUCUGACUGGGCACAUACAUAAUUAUCUGGCAGUAUUAGGGAGACACAACAACACUGCAAUAUUGAUCCCCCCCCCACCAAGGGAAAAAAACAUAUGUCUUAACUGUAUCAGGCUGUCUGUUCUUGUUGGAUUGAGUGAGCGAGGGUGCAUGAGGGAGGUGUGUCCUCAGGUCAAAUUUUUAUUCAGUGGCACUCUGACAUCACAAACUGUGGUGGGGCCAGGAUGGGCACCAGGUAAAACAUUUAAACAAGAUAAACCAUAUUUUUCAAAAACAGGGUCAAAUGACAAGUCACCUCUCUUUGUGACAAGUUUUUGCUUAUCACAAAUAUAAGCUAUUAUCUUCUCAACUUAAUUGUAACUGACUUUUCCCAGGCUGAUAAAACUGGUAAUUCAAAUAUUAAAGGUGCUAUAUGUAAGUUUUGCUAUUGCAACAUAGCUAAUGUUAGCAGUAACAGCUGUUAACUCACCAAUCUAGAAGAAAACAUUGUGGGGGUUCAGUAUCAAAUUUAAUUUCUUUACUCUAAAAGAACUAUCUCCAGCUGUGGAAAGCAAUGCCAGUGUUUUCUUCGACUGAAGUUAGCAUGCUAACCAGCUAGCCCUGGCUAGGCCAGCCCAUCACUUUCUGAUGUUGCUUCACUGCAGUGUCCAGACUGCCUUGAAGAACUAGCACUACUCAGAGGGUGUAUUCUAACCUCUUGUGCUGUAAACGCAACAAUGGCUGGAGCUCUUGGCAAGUGACCAUCACCACCAGAAGCACCCCUCAAAAACAUAUUUGGUGGCAGAGAAAACUUACAAAUAGCUCCUUUAACUGCAUUUAUUCAGUGCAAAUUAUAUUCAUCAAUUUAAAAAAAUACAAUUACAGUGGAAAUAAAAAAAAAAUAUUUUGUAAUGAUAAAUACUCUGUUUAUUGAAAAGAGCAAGAAUAUUAAAAUGUAUUUAGCUUUGCCAUGGUACAAGGGAAUAUACGGCAAGGUGUUGUUUGAUGAAUAUUCAUGUUUUUAUAGAUAUUUUAUGUAUUAACUUUUAAUGCUGCUUUUGUGAGCUUCUUUAAAGGCAUUUUGUGUUGCAUAUUUGUAGUUUAGUGCAUAUGAUGUUGUUUUGAUAGUGUACAUAUGAGUUAACCUGAAACAAAAGUACUUUUCUUGACCUCAAAGGUAGCGCUGUUGCACUACUGUGAAGCCCAGGACUUUGAUUUCUUAAAAACAAGGAGCUUAUUAGGAGCACUCAUUAGGGUGCUAAAUUAUUAAAUCUAAUUGGUUAGAGAAAAGAUAUUGGAUUGCGAGAGGGGGAACAUGGUGUUAUAUAUAGUUACAGUAUUCUAGUGCUGACUCUGCAAGUUAAAAAAAAAAACACUGCUGAUCACAUAGGGAGUGCAUAAAAGGUAUUGAGCAGAUGACAGCACUUUGAAAUAUGCACUGAAUCUAAAUGUGAUCGCAGUAUUCGGAUGUAUCAAGUUAACAUAUUCUGAGUUGGUGAAAUCUAACCUCUCUUUUCCUCUCUCACUGUCACACCAGGCUGCUCAGACACAAACACAGCUGGCUGUCUGUCUGUCAGACCAAAGAUGUCACUUAAUGAGGGAUCUCUUGCUGUGGAGUACAUGUUCUAUGUGCAGUCAUUGCCUGAACUGGCUGAUUCCAACAGUGUUUAAAGAAAGAAUAAAUUAGACAUAUGAUGAGCUCCUUGCGUGCCUUCCACAUUGUAAAAGAUAUAGGUGACUGUUGUUGAAUGAAAUAAUGGCAUUUUAUACAGUAUUACAAAUUACAGUAAUCCCCAUGAGAAAAUACCACCUUAAAUUGUUGAGGAGUUGUUGAAUAGGGACUCAGCCUUUUGGUUUCAGAACAGGUGUUCUACUUAGAACCAGUAGAUGCAUUUAUUGUAAAUGGAACUGCUUUAUACUUUGUGUUUUUUAUACAGUAGACUUUUUUGAUAUCUUCUGUAUUCACUGUGAUUGAAUGGCACAGGAGGUGCUUGUGCUUGGUAAAGUAAAAAUGUGUUAUUUCUAAUUUGUGUACAUAGCUCAGUUUUUUUCCUCUGCUGAUUUGCCAGUCAGAUUGUACAGUAUGCUUUGAGAGUUGCAUCAAACGUAAUCCAGCUCCAUCCCACUUAGUGGAUCAAAGAUAGUAUGGGAGAGAAUGGCCUUGCUUUAUUUUCAAGUCUAGUUAAUUGUCAGAUUUUGAUGUUGCCUAUUUGGCUUAAAUGUUCUGCCUGAUCAUGCUAGUUUGAAUAAAGCUUUUUAAUCUGUC
Molecule: messenger RNA, 5773 nt
Organism: Lates calcarifer (barramundi perch)
Lineage: Eukaryota; Metazoa; Chordata; Actinopteri; Centropomidae
Product: protocadherin alpha-C2
Exons: 3
Coding region: 163-2610 (815 amino acids)
Biological process (GO): homophilic cell-cell adhesion
Cellular component (GO): plasma membrane
Molecular function (GO): calcium ion binding
Source: RefSeq, a predicted model, not a curated record